AUGAAGUGGACUACAUUCCUCUUUUUGGCGCUUACGCCACUUACUUGUGCACUCUUGCGUUUCCAAUGCUCUCAGCUAGUUGUCCAAAGACUCGACCCUUUGGUCGAGCCGGGACUUAUUCCGUCUUCUCAUGUACAUCAGAUUGUUGGAGGUAACUCCUUCAAUGCUACGAUGGAUCCGAAGAAGGACAUGCCAGGAGAGUCGACCUGUACAACUUGCUCGAUGGCAGAGGACUUCUCGAAUUACUGGACUGCGGUUCUCUAUUUCCGUGCAAGGAAUGGGACGUAUAAGCGAGUCCCUCAGUUGUCUCAGAUCACGGGUGGUGUUGGUGGGAUUACUGUUUAUUAUAUGUCCGAUGCCCUCUACGACACAGCCCAAAAAUCCAAAGUAACAGCUUUCAAACCCGGCUUCCGCAUGUUCAUCGGCGACGUAACCGCCAAAACCAAAGCCGACGCCGAACGCUUCCGCCAACUAACCUACACCUGCAUGCAAAAUUCGGGCACGCGGGCCCCCGAAAGCCUCUCCCUGCCCAACACCACCUGCCCGUACGGCAUCAUGGCCAACGUGCGCUUCCCCACCUGCUGGGACGGCGUGAACCUCGACUCGCCGGACCACAUGGCGCACAUGUCGUACCCAUCCUCAGGCACCUUCGAGAGCCAGGGCCCGUGUCCGGCGACGCACCCGGUGCGCAUGCCGCAGGUGUUGUUCGAGGUGGUGUGGGACACGUCCAAGUUCAACAACAAGGCGGAGUGGCCGACGGACGGGAGCCAGCCGUUUGCGUGGAGCUUUGGGGAUGCGACGGGGUAUGCGAAUCAUGCGGAUUACGUGUUUGGGUGGAAGGGGGACGCGUUGCAGAAGUUGAUGGAUACGCCGUGUGUGGUGAAUUGUCCGACGGCCAAGACGCAGGGGAAUGCGGCCAUGAAUAAGUGUACGCAGAAGGCGGUUGUGGAUGAGAAUAUUGAUGGGUGGCUACCUUCUCUUCCGGGAGGUCAUCAAGCUUAUUAUAGUUGAAGUCGACAAUAUCCAAAUAGGGAUCGGUAAGAGGGCGCAGAAGAGGUCUUUGGUGAACUAUUUAUUUUCAGUGGAAGUGGAG
This is a messenger RNA of Mollisia scopiformis, 1093 nucleotides long. RefSeq lists its product as uncharacterized. NCBI's taxonomy places the organism in Eukaryota, Fungi, Ascomycota, Leotiomycetes, Helotiales, Mollisiaceae. Bases 1 to 1011 code for a protein of 336 amino acids. The record is from RefSeq and is a predicted model, not a curated record. The transcript is spliced from 5 exons.